GUCGCUUACACGUGUGAGCUACACUGUUAAACUGAUAGCGUCAGAUACAGUGAUGCAUGUUAUUCAACGCAUGGCUAGAGCCUAGAGGUGGUAGAUUUUUCAUCGACCUGCUUGGCUCGGCGUCCCAUUUCUCCUGUCCUGGGUACGGUUGUUGUGGCAACUGUAAACAUUCGGUGGGAGCAUGCACAGUUGUUAUGGGAACGGUCUGUGGGAGCAUGAAGGAAGCAGGACAGAGCGAGUCUCAGGAGGCGACAACAUUAGAACUGAGCACUGUACGUUGAUCAGCGAAAGAGAGAACUAUAUAAACGUAAGAUGCAACAAAUGCCAGUUUGUCUCAGUGUUACAAUCCACAGUAGCUCCAGUGGAGGGGAGGUUACGUCGCAGUGUGCCAAGCCUGCCAGCAAUCAAGCCAGACAGGCUCAAAACAGCUAAAAUGCUGGUGGAGAAAGCAGUGAAGCUGAGGAAAGUGUUUUCAGUGCAGGGACCCUACCCUGUGAUCCGUGCUGCCUUAUGGGCCAGAGGGUGGGUGGAACGUCGUUUACCCAAUCCUGUCCAGAGAGCCCCUCAUUGCCAUGGCAAUGAGGAGGAUGGUGAUGAUGGUGAUGUCGAUGCUGAUGCUACUGAGAGAGUGGAUGAAAGCGAGAAAGAGGAGAACCUUGAUGACAUGUAUGACCUCAUGUCUCGCCUGGUUCGAAAUGAAACAACAUAUUUCCAUUGGACAACACGUCGGGAUUACAUAGACUGUCGCUUCUUACGGAAUGACCAAAUGACCAAUCACUAUGCAAAUUCUGUGUCGUUUACUACCAAGGUCGGGCUCUGUGUGAACCUGCGUAACCUUCAGUGGUUUGAUACAGGAGAUCCUGACACCUUCUUCCCAAGAUGCUACAGACUUGGGGCAGAGGAUGAAAAGCAUGCAUUCAUAGACGAUUUCAAGAGGACAGCAUGCACCAGCCUGCUGCAGCAUGUGGUAGAGACAAGCAGAUGGAGGAGAGAUGGAGCAGAGGAGUUGAAUAAUGUGGAGCCUCGAUUUGUUGGUCCAGGAAUGAUCGACAUGGCUUUGCACGUGUGUCAAGAGUUUUUCAAUGUUUUAGAGCACGGUGACAUUGAUGUAACUGUAGAAACACCACCCUCGGCACAGGAACAGCAGUGGGAAGAGUUUCUGCAAGACUACUACAUGGUUGUGCAUGAAGGUGUAUUGAUCAGGGGUAGCAGUGUGUUUGUGGAGCGCUGCCAGGCCAUGUUGAUCAGACUGCAGGAGGUUUGCCCUCAGCUGGAUACAGAUGGACUAAAUAACAUCUGGAUCAUCAAACCAGGUGCUAAGUCAAGAGGACGAGGUAUUAUUUGUAUGAAUCGCCUGGAUGAGAUUUUGGCACUUGUGGAUAGUGACAGAGCCCUGCCUAAGGAGAGUAAGUGGGUGGUUCAGAAAUACCUGGAACGUCCUCUGUUGGUCCAUGGCACCAAGUUUGACAUUCGCCAGUGGUUCCUCGUCACCGACUGGAACCCUCUGACUGUCUGGUUCUACAGAGAGUGCUACCUGCGGUUCUCUACUCAGCCCUACUCGACAAAAACUCUGGACAGCUCAGUCCACCUGUGCAACAACUCCAUCCAAAAGCACUUUCAGCCAUCCUGUGAGCGUCAUCCAGGAGUGCCUGAGGACAAUAUGUGGUCCUGCUCUCAGUUUAGGGCUUUUCUGCAGCGGCAGGGCCGUGGGGCAGAGUGGGAGUCAGUGGUGAUUCCGGGCAUGCAGCAAGCAGUGGUUUGCGCCCUGCAGACAGCCCAGGACCUGGUCGAGCCCCGCAAGGCGAGCUUUGAGCUCUACGGAGCCGACUUUAUAUUGGGCAGAGAUCUGAGGCCUUGGCUUCUGGAGAUCAAUGCCAGUCCGACUAUGGCCUGCUCUGCCGCUGUGACCGCUCGCCUCUGCCCUGCUGUGCAGCUGGACACACUGAGGGUUGUGCUCGACCGACGGACUGAUCCUAAUGCUUACACAGGAGGAUUCCAGCUAAUCUUCAAACAGGCUGCAGUUGAAGUUCCUCAGUAUGUGGGAGUGAACCUGCUGGUGGAAGGAGCCCCCAUAAGGCGAUCCAGACCUCCACUUCAUAGACAAACUGUUAUUUCUAACCCACCUCUCACUGUCCAGUUCCCUCCAGACCAGUCAUCUUCAGAAGAGGUUGAAAUGACACAUAAACCAUCAGGUCAGAAAUCCUAUGCAGUCUCUGCUUUUCGCCACUCAGGCAAGGAAAACCGAGCUGUUGGAGAGAAAAAGAGGCAGCUGACAUCAACAUCUCCUAAGAGGGAAUGUCAUGGGAGAACAGAAAUUCAGAAUACCUCCUGUGUUCGCAGGUUCUGUCGCAAUCUCGCGUGGGAACAGCCUCUGGUGGUACACACUGAACCUCAGAGGAAAGCGCCUCGUUUGGGUUUGAGUCUCGGUGCCAAUGGGGCAACUCUGGUCCCACGGAGCUUUUCCUUUUCCCUCAGCCCCCCUCGCAGCAUGUCAGAUUGCACAUCUCAGUGUAACCCAGGCCAUGGAUCACAUAUCUCUAGAUCCUUCCUUCCCCAGACAGCUUUUAAAGCCCAACACAGGACACCUACACGGGUCUUUCCUUCACUUCAGGGUCCCCUUCCUACCCUGGAGGUCUUUAGUUUGCGACCAAACAUUGUGGCUGGAAGCACUGCCUGUUGGAAUCCAAACACGUCCUCUCAUCCCAGCCACCGCAGGCAUCAGUUAUUCCUCUACUCUCAAAGGCAUAGCAUGGCCAAAUAUAAAGGAGAAUUCACAGGGGAACAUAAAUACUAGAGGUAUUAUGUGUUGAAAAGAUGGAAAGCAAUCAGUAGCAAGUGAUAAAGAGGUUUUGUUAGCAACAAUAUUGUUAUCAAUUUAUAUUGUAAUAGGCUGGAACCUAAUGAACAACAAAUUACAUACUAUGAUCACAACACAGUAUGUGAUUGUAGUACCAUUAAAAUUAUUAACAGAUUUUUGUUGAUUCUGUCAAGUGAGAUUUUCAAAUUAUUCACGUAGGGCUUUAUGUUUACAAGGCAAAUACGAGUACUUUUACCUUCUUGUAUUAGGAGUAAAGUGUCAAACAUACCAUAUAUGUCAGUGGUAAAUUGUAAUUAGGUCUUAGUUUGGCUGACUGGAAGCUAAACCCUGGUAUAUGUUUUACGAUUCUGUUAUGAAUGUAACACCAAUCAAUAUUGUGUUGACAUUAAUUUGUAUUGAAACAAACAAACAAAAAAAGUUAAAAGAGUUAAUUCAAGUGUCUCCAGUGCAGCAAAUAGUCCAAUGUGACAGGGCAGAAAAUAAUAUAAUGAAAUGAUUACUGGAAAAAUAAUUAGUUUUAGAUAGAUAGAUAGAUUUUUACUGAUCCCAAAAAAUGGGAAAUAACGGUGUUGCAGCAGCAAAAUAUCAGACACAAAUUAUAUUAGCAAAUUGUAGGUGUUUUAAAUGACCAGCAGGUGGGAAUCUAGGCUCAAUGAUUUUACUGCAUGUGUAUGCCAAAGCCUUUCAAGCAGAGGGAAUUAAAAAGGAAGGAAUUGGCAGUUGUUAUCCAGAUGUUGGUAAAUCUUCAGCAACACCUGGUUUAUCUGGUAUUUCAGCCUCUUUCAAAACAAAAACUUGGAGAGCUACAGCAGUGUUAAUGCUCAUGAAACGUUUGACCACUGCUUGAUUAAUAGACCGUUCCUGAAUGAUUCAGACAUCAAUACACAUUUACUUGCCACAUAUUUGACCACAUAAAUUGAAUUUAUUGUCAACUAGAGACCAUCUUGCGAUGUGAUCACAUCAGCCUUGACGCCAAAUCAACUACACCCAUUUUUGAACUCGGCUUUUAUUGUGUCAACUAACACACCUGUAAAGUUUUGUGACUGCAUCUUGCACGGUUACGACAUGGUGACAAAAUCUGUCUGCAGACAGACAUAUAUAUAUAUAUAGAAACAUCUGGCAAUGUGAUCAAAACUGCCUGUGUGGUAGUUCCCUCUACACACAUACACACACACACACACACACAGAGGGUGUUUGCCUGAAUUACAUGACUCAAAUAAUAAACUACUAAAAUUUGCAAACUGAAAUAUUUUUUCUUUGGUGGCAUUUUGCCCUUAAUUGAACAGAUUGACAGAAUUAGAAACAGACAGGAAACAGUGAGGGAGGGUGAGAUAGGUAUGACGUGCGACGAAGGUCAAACCGGAGACUUUGUGGUUAUAUGGUAUGUGUCUUUAACCCUUAGGCUUCCAGCACCCAACUACUGACAUAAGUGUUAAAAGCAUUAUUUAACUAGGCCCAUAGAAAAUUGUUAAACUGGCUGAAAUAGUGGAUUCACUACAGCUCUAAAAUCAGCUUGAAAAUUAUAUCUCAUUACAGCAAUAAAACAUGGAAGUCCUACAGAAACAAAUGACUGAAAAUUAACAUUAAGAGAAUAGGUUUAGGGCGCGGCCUCUAGCUCACUCAGUAAGAACGUGCGCCCCGUGUAGGCUGAGGGUUCAAAUCUGACCUGCGGCCCUUUGCUGCGUGUCAUCCCCCAUCUCCCUCCCCCCUUUCUUGUCACUGUCACUAUCAAAUAAAGGGAAAAGCCCUCACAAAAAGAAUUAAAAAGAAGAAAAAAAAAGAGAAUAGGUUUAGAAGGAACUGAUGACAUGGCCUUUGACUUCAGUUUGAAUGAACAAACUAGAUAUGGAAUGAAACAAUACUCAUACAGCUCAGGAAUUAUAGUGGAAACAAUAAUAAUAUGUGGUUGAAGAGUUUGUGAUCGACAUUGGAUACGCUGGGCCUGUGUAGAAUGUAGAAAUCUGCAGCACGAGAUAAGCCUUGUUGACUGUAAGUGCAAAUGCAUAGCUGAAAUGUGCAAAGCAGUAAAAUUUGAUUGCACAAUACAUGUGGUAGUGAUAAGUAGCAUUUGUUUCGGUUAAUGCGUUUAUAGUGCUGGGAGUGUAAAUAUAGAGAGAGAUGUCGCAACUCUGGGAUAAUAAUUUAGUAUUGAAUCAUACAGCCAACAAAAAACAUAGAAAACGUCUCCCUGUCCAGGCUGUUGACAAGAUGCAGAUGGAUCCUGAUUAUUGCCUCAGGAGAUUAACUGAAACUGUUUACACUCACGUCCAUUGACUUGUUGUUGUAUUAGUGGGCGCAGACGGUUAACCAGCAGGAGAACUGAGGCUACAGGUCUGCCAUUACAUAAAUGUUCCUGGUGACAUGAAUGCCAUAUUGCUGUAAAAGAA
Molecule: messenger RNA, 5205 nt
Organism: Perca fluviatilis (European perch)
Lineage: Eukaryota; Metazoa; Chordata; Actinopteri; Perciformes; Percidae
Gene: ttll3
Product: tubulin tyrosine ligase-like family, member 3
Exons: 13
Coding region: 182-2794 (870 amino acids)
Biological process (GO): protein polyglycylation; cilium movement; cilium assembly
Cellular component (GO): cilium
Molecular function (GO): protein-glycine ligase activity, initiating
Source: RefSeq, a predicted model, not a curated record